UUCUUUUAAAAGCACAUCACCAACUUAAGUCAAAAUUGGUAGAGGAGCUAUUUCUGUGGCUUGAAGAUCUCUGCAUUUUUGUUUAAUCACCAGGGUAUAUAUCAAACAGCAAGAUGUCCAGCAAUGUCCCGGCUGAUAUGAUAAAUUUGCGACUCAUCUUAGUCAGUGGGAAAACAAAAGAAUUCCUGUUUUCGCCUAAUGAUUCAGCAGCAGAUAUUGCAAAGCAUGUAUAUGACAACUGGCCAAUGGACUGGGAAGAAGAACAGGUUAGCAGUCCAAAUAUUCUUCGACUUAUUUAUCAAGGACGAUUUCUACAUGGAAAUGUGACACUAGGAGCAUUAAAACUUCCUUUUGGCAAAACAACAGUUAUGCAUUUGGUGGCUAGAGAAACAUUGCCAGAACCAAAUUCUCAAGGUCAGAGGAACCGUGAAAAGACUGGAGAAAGCAAUUGUUGUGUAAUCCUGUAAACACUGAUGUUUCUUCUAAGUGUGGUGUAAUAUAAAUCUUUGUCUUUCAUGCUGCUGGGAUAGAAGAGAUCCGACAUUGCUUCAGACAUGCUUAGGAAGAGACUGUCUGUAAAUCCAUGGAACUGAAAUAUUACAUGAACACUGUUUCAUUCUCUUGCAAAAAGAGAUUCAAGAACAUUUUCACUAUGAUUUUUUAUUUUUAGUUAUUUUUGUUUAUGUUGAGCAAUCUUAUGAUUCAUUGGUUUUUGAAUACAGUCAAUCCAGGAAAAAAAAAAGUUAAUGUUAUCUUCCAUAGCAAAAACCAUUUUGCUGCCAUAAUAAUCUUUAUCCAUAGAAUUAAUAAAUCAAGCGUUCCAAAUGCAAUUUGCACUAAAAAUGGUUGACAUAAUUUCAUUCUUCUCAUCAAAGAAUUUGUAACUAUGUCCAUGAUACCUAGAAAUAAUCAAAUUCCAUACUGGAAAACACUCAGCAAUUAAUAAUGUUCACUAAUGGUCAAUUAAAAAAAAAACAAAAACCCAGAGAAGGGACAGGAGAAAAAUGGAAAAGAAACUAAACUCUUCAGUGAAUUCUACCAAAGUUAACCUUGGUGGUGACACUGGAAUAGGAUACUAACUAAACUGAGUGUGACUAUUUUAACUGCAACAAAUGAAAAAACAAAAUGUGCCUGUUAUUUAAAGCACUCUGUAGAGGGCUGUUUAAACUAAUUGUUUUCAUUAUGAUGUGCACUCUUUGGUCAUACAGUAGUUGAGUGCUUGUUCAUACAGCACAAAUAGGGCAAAGAGUGUGUUUCCUAGCCUUAAUAUGGGAGGGGUAAUUUCCUGUAGUCCAUAGGCUUUUAUUAUUGUGCAUAACUAUUAGAAAACCUCAUCUACUGAUCAAUUUUAUGUAUUUGAAUAUCAGCAAAUUGAUGUUUUUUUUUCCAGUAAUCUCUUCUCAUCUGUACCUUAGUGUCCAAUGUCAUGCUUACUCAUUAGACAUUUCAAACAAAUUCUUAAUAUUUAAAAAAAAACAUCUUUGCCAUAGUACUAGUUUUGUUUAUAUAAUCUGCAUUUGGUAUUAGUGCUUGCAAUUGUAUUAAAAUCAAAAGCUGAUUUUUAAGGCAUACAUGGUUUAAAAUGAUACCAUUCUUUUAUUUCAUACCAAUAAUUUAAAAGUUGAUAUGCUCAAGAAAUUUGCACAGCACUAAAGCAUGAGCUAGUUUCAUCUAAAACUGUAAAAAUAAAAAAGAUUUUAUAUUUUUUCACUAGGAAGAAGUUUCUUCCUGGGUGAAAUUACAAAUAUGUGUAGAAUAUAUUUAAUAAAAAUCUUCUAAAAUACUUAACUAUAGAAAUUAAAUAUAGAUUGGCGUGUAGUAUAAUAGAACAAUAUUCCUUAUAAAUAGCUUUAGCCUUCAGAGAAAUUAAAGUCAGAGGCUGACAUUGUGUUCUGUAUUUAUAAGUGUCCACAGCCCUUAAACAUUACAUGUAAACGUUUCCAGAUGGUCAACAUCAUUUAAAUGUAAUCAGGUUAUUUUAUUCAUUGUUAUUGCUUUGAUGAAAAGGCUUUAUAUGCAGUAGAUCUAAAAAAUAUUGUUCAUACUGAUCAGAAUUAAAUUUGUAUAGAGCAGAGUUUUAAAACAAAUUGUAAAUAGUACUAAACAUUUUCUUUCUGCAACCUGUACUGAUAAAUCCUUCUGUAAACUAAAUAAAAGAAUAUUGUAGUGCAUUUGGGUGGUAAUUUUAGAGGUCCUUGAUUAGAUCAAUAAUUGUUUAAGUAUUUCUCAUCAUGGUUAAAACUAUAUUUUCUGUUGGCAUUUUUUCUGAAUCUUGUUUUUUUUUUUAAAUUACUUAAUAUAAUAUUUAGUUUGUGAUGUGUUUCCAAAUGUAUUUCUUUGGUAUUUAACUGGAUUUAUUUCUGCACAGUCACUACAAUGAGAGUAAGGUUAUGUAGUCUGUGCCCUUAUUAAAAAUAUUCUGUUCUUAGAAAUUAAA
Molecule: messenger RNA, 2437 nt
Organism: Monodelphis domestica (gray short-tailed opossum)
Lineage: Eukaryota; Metazoa; Chordata; Mammalia; Didelphimorphia; Didelphidae
Gene: UBL3
Product: ubiquitin like 3
Molecular function (GO): protein binding
Source: RefSeq, a predicted model, not a curated record